CUGAAGAGUGGUGGGGGGGGGGCACUGAUGUCAACUGCAGCUCUUUCCAAGGAGGAAAACGCAGCAGCUGAUGAUGGGGACCCUUUUGUUUUCAUGCAAAUAGGGCUUUUUUGUUGCCCGAGGUUUAUAUAGGGACAAUGAGAGCAGGCAGACCCGUCCCAGUGUGAGCUGCGCUCCGCCGCCUUUCGCUGCUCUUCUGCCCAAAGUCCUCUUUUUGCCAUAAGAGUCCUGCCAUGAGCUGCCUGGAUGUGAUGUACCGUCAGACCUAUGGAGCGCACCACUACCUGCCGGCGGCUGCGUACAGGGCUGCGUGUCUCCAUCGCCACCAGCACCAGAAGAAGGUCAGUGCCUCCGGCAAGAUGCAGGAUCCCGUGGAGCCGACUGCGCAACCUGCACUGGGGAAGGAGCACAAGGCACGGCAGGAGGAGGGAAGGGGCGGCACGGAUGCGCUCGGAACACCGGCCAAGGAAGUCCCGCCUGCGGAGACGGAGUACCUGAGCUCCAGGUGUGUCCUGUUCACCUACUUCCAGGGCAACAUCGGGGAUGUGGUGGACGAGCACUUCUCCCGGGCCCUGGGCCAGAGCGGCACGCUUGCCGAGGACAGGAAGCGCAGCCGUACCCCGCCGGGGGGGAUCUGGAAAGAUGGUGCGAGUCUGUCUGCCGGAUUCCCGUCAGCCCUCUGGGGCAGCAGCUACACCCAACAGAGCAGCCCGUGUCUCCCCUCCGUCCAUCCCGACUUUCCCCCAGGCACAGCCUUCUCCUCUGGGGAGUCUGGCACCUGGGCAGGACACGCCCUCCACCAGCCCGGCCUGCCCCCUCCCACCACUCUCCCUGAAUCCUGGCACUAUGCCCUGGGGGCACAAAGCGGUCCUGGUUACCCCCACGUCCAUGAGGUCUACCCCCACAUGCAUGCCAGGCACACGCACCCGCAUGGACACACCCAUCACGUGCUGCACCACACCCAUGGCGCCACCCUGGACCCCCGCUUCAGCCCUCUGCUGCUCUCCAGCGUACACCCCACCUGCAGCCCCACGCCGCACUGCGAGGGAGCCAAGGCCGAGCUGGAGGCCGGAAACCCACCGACACACAACUGGUCAGGUUCAUUCCAUGGCUCAGUGGACAUCUUUGACUCAGCUCUGGAUCAGGACAAAGGGAAGACGUCUGUCUGGUUCUGAUAUAAAGUAGGUCCGGCGAGACGUUGGCUUCACUUUGCAGACACGUUCCUCCAUCAAGACGACCAGAUCUCCUCUCGCACGGCCUUCAAAUUUCCUGGGAAUUUUCUCAGGAAAGGAAGCUCUCUCCUUGGGGUCGGCACAACAGCGUUCUUUGGAGAAUGCCAGCGUUUUACCACAGUAAACAGGACUUUCAGAUUAAGGGCCCCCUUUUGACCACGUUUCCUUUUUUUUGAUGAAAUUUAUGGAGCCCUGUCCCGGUUGUAUUUCUAAGGAG
Scleropages formosus (Asian bonytongue) is the source of this 1449-nucleotide messenger RNA. It is a transcript of the gene vgll3, whose product is annotated as vestigial-like family member 3. Gene Ontology annotation, cellular component: nucleus. NCBI's taxonomy places the organism in Eukaryota, Metazoa, Chordata, Actinopteri, Osteoglossiformes, Osteoglossidae. The record is from RefSeq and is a predicted model, not a curated record. Gene Ontology annotation, biological process: regulation of DNA-templated transcription. The coding region runs from base 234 to 1175 and encodes 313 amino acids. The transcript is spliced from 4 exons.